AUGUGUUUUCCUACCCCAGACGGCUGCGAUGAGGAGCUGGUGGGGCCCCUGUACGCACGCUCCCUGGGCGCCUCCUCCUACUAUGGGCUCUUCACCACGCCGCGCUUUGCCCGGCUUCAUGGUGAGCUCGCCUGCACCCGCUGUCCACCACCAGCACACCAGGACGGGACCUUCUUCGGCAACGUGAACGAGUCGGCCGUGGUGCGCCACGACCUGCACUACCACUUCACAGCGCGCUACAUUCGCAUCGUGCCCCUGGCCUGGAAUCCGCGCGGCAAGAUCGGCCUGCGGCUGGGCCUCUACGGCUGCCCAGUCCGACAUACUCUACUUCGACGGCGACGACGCCAUCUCGUACCGCUUCCCGCGCGGGGUCAGCCGGAGCCUGUGGGACGUGUUCGCCUUCAGCUUCAAGACGGAGGAGAAAGAGGGGCUCCUGCUGCACUCCGAGGGCGCCCAGGGCGACUACGUGACGCUCGAGCUGCAGGGGGCGCAUCUGCUGCUGCACAUGAGCCUGGCAGCCCCAUCCAGCCAAGACCCGGCCACACGACGGUGAGCGCCGGCGGCGUCCUCAACGACCAGCACUGGCACUACGUGCGCGUGGACCGAUUUGGCCGCGAUGUAAAUUUCACCCUGGACGGCUACGUGCAGCGCUUCGUGCUCAAUGGCGACUUCGAGAGGCUGAAUCUGGACGGGGAGAUGUUCAUCGGGGGCCUGGUGAGGGCCGCGCAGAAGAACCUCGCCUAUCGGCAUAACUUCCGGGGCUGCAUGGAAAACGUGAUCUUUAACCGCGUCAACAUCGCAGACCUGGCCGUGCGGCGCCACUCGCGGAUCACCUUCGAGGGUAAGGUGGCCUUCCGCUGCCUGGACCCGGUUCCGCACCCCAUCAACUUCGGAGGCCCCCAUAACUUCGUGCAAGUGCCCGGUUUCCCGCGCCGUGGCCGCCUGGCGGUCUCCUUUCGCUUCCGCACGUGGGACCUCACCGGAUUGCUGCUUUUCUCCCGCCUGGGGGACAGGCUGGGCCAUGUGGAGCUGAUGCUCAGUGAAGGGCAGGUCAACGUGUCCAUCGCUCAGAGCGGCCGCAAGAAGCUACAGUUCGCGGCGGGGUACCGACUCAAUGAUGGCUUUUGGCACGAGGUGAACUUUGCAGCACAGGAAAACCACGCAGUCAUCAGCAUUGAUGACGUGGAGGGGGCAGAGGUCAGGGUCUCAUACCCGCUGCUGAUCCGGACGGGGACUUCAUACUUCUUUGGGGGUUGUCCCAAGCCAGCCACUCGAUGGGGCUGCCACUCCAACCAGACAGCCUUCCAUGGCUGCAUGGAGCUGCUCAAGGUGGAUGGUCAACUGGUCAACCUGACGCUGGUGGAGGGCCGGCGGCUUGGACACUAUGCUGAGGUCCUCUUUGAUACGUGUGGCAUCACUGAUAGAUGCAGCCCCAACAUGUGUGAGCACGACGGCCGUUGCUACCAGUCGUGGGACGACUUCAUCUGCUACUGCGAACUGACUGGCUACAAGGGGGAGACCUGCCACCAGCCUUUGUAUAAGGAAUCCUGUGAGGCUUACCGGCUCAGUGGGAAAACUUCUGGGAACUUCACUAUUGAUCCUGAUGGCAGUGGCCCUCUGAAGCCAUUUGUAGUGUACUGUGAUAUCCGAGAGAACCGAGCGUGGACAGUUGUGAGGCAUGACAGGUUGUGGACGACCCGGGUAACAGGUUCCAGCAUGGAGCGGCCAUUCCUGGGGGCUGUCCAGUACUGGAAUGCAUCCUGGGAGGAAGUCAGUGCCCUGGCCAACGCCUCCCAGCACUGUGAACAGUGGAUCGAGUUCUCCUGCUACAACUCCCGGCUGCUCAACACUGCAGGAGGCUACCCCUACAGCUUCUGGAUUGGCCGGAAUGAGGAGCAGCACUUCUACUGGGGCGGCUCACAGCCUGGGAUCCAGCGCUGUGCCUGCGGCCUGGACCGGAGUUGUGUGGACCCUGCCCUGUUCUGCAACUGUGAUGCCGACCAGCCCCAGUGGAGAACCGACAAGGGGCUGCUGACCUUUGUGGACCAUCUGCCUGUCACUCAGGUGGUGGUAGGGGACACCAACCGCUCCACAUCCGAGGCUCAGUUCUUCCUGAGGCCUCUGCGCUGCUAUGGGGAUCGAAAUUCCUGGAAUACCAUCUCUUUCCACACUGGGGCUGCGUUGCGCUUUCCCCCAAUCCGUGCCAACCACAGCCUCGACGUCUCCUUCUACUUCAGGACCUCAGCUCCCUCAGGGGUCUUCCUGGAGAACAUGGGGGGCCCUUACUGCCAGUGGCGCAGGCCUUAUGUGCGGGUGGAGCUCAACACAUCCCGGGAUGUGGUCUUUGCCUUUGACGUGGGGAAUGGGGAUGAGAAUCUGACAGUCCACUCAGAUGACUUCGAGUUCAACGAUGAUGAGUGGCACCUGGUCCGGGCUGAAAUCAACGUGAAGCAGGCCCGACUCCGAGUGGACCACCGGCCCUGGGUGCUGCGGCCCAUGCCUCUGCAGACUUAUAUCUGGCUAGAGUAUGACCAGCCACUCUAUGUGGGGUCUGCGGAGCUUAAGAGGCGUCCCUUUGUGGGCUGCUUGAGGGCCAUGCGUCUGAACGGAGUGACUCUGAACCUGGAGGGCCGUGCCAACGCCUCCGAGGGCACCUCACCCAAUUGCACGGGCCGCUGUGCCCACCCGCGGUUCCCCUGUUUCCAUGGAGGUCGCUGCGUGGAGCGCUACAGCUACUACACAUGUGACUGUGAUCUCACGGCUUUCGACGGGCCAUACUGCAACCACGACAUUGGCGGCUUCUUCGAGCCGGGCACCUGGAUGCGCUAUAACCUCCAGUCGGCACUGCGCUCCGCGGCCAGAGAAUUCUCCCACAUGCUGAGCCGCCCGGUGCCGGGCUAUGAGCCUGGGUACAUCCCGGGCUAUGACACUCCCGGCUACGUGCCUGGCUACCAUGGCCCCGGGUACCGCCUGCCUGACUACCCGCGGCCGGGCCGGCCUGUGCCUGGUUACCGCGGGCCUGUCUACAACGUCACAGGGGAGGAGGUCUCCUUCAGCUUCAGCACCCACUCCGCCCCCGCCAUCCUGCUGUACGUGAGCUCCUUCGUGGGCGACUACAUGGCCGUGCUCAUCAAGGAUGAUGGGACCCUGCAGCUGCGAUAUCAGCUGGGCACCAGUCCUUAUGUGUACCAGCUGACCACCCGACCAGUCACUGACGGCCAGCCUCACAGUGUCAAUAUCACCCGGGUCUACCGCAACCUCUUCAUCCAGGUGGACUACUUCCCCCUGUCGGAACAGAAGUUCUCAUUGCUGGUGGACAGCCAGCUGGACUCACCCAAGGCCUUGUAUCUCGGGCGUGUGAUGGAGACAGGAGUAAUUGACCCGGAGAUCCAGCGCUACAACACCCCUGGUUUCUCGGGUUGCCUGUCUGGUGUUCGAUUCAACAAUGUGGCUCCCCUCAAGACCCACUUCCGAGCCCCUCGGCCCGUGACCACCGAGCUAGCCGAGGCCCUUCGAGUUCAGGGAGAACUGUCGGAGUCUAACUGUGGAGCCAUGCCACGUCUUGUCUCAGAGGUGCCACCUGAGCUCGAUCCCUGGUAUCUGCCCCCAGACUUCCCUUACUACCACGAUGAUGGAUGGGUCGCCAUACUUUUAGGCUUCUUGGUGGCCUUCCUGCUGCUGGGGGACAUUUGGCUCCUCUUAGCUGGCUCUGCUCAUCCCAAGGAUGCCCCGCCCCACCAGGUUUGGCCCCUGGCUGUGGCGAAGCCUCAUGGGGUUGAGAAAGGCCCUUCCGCCGCUUCCAUCCCAGCUGCUGCCAGGGGUGAAUGA
Molecule: messenger RNA, 3828 nt
Organism: Carlito syrichta (Philippine tarsier)
Lineage: Eukaryota; Metazoa; Chordata; Mammalia; Primates; Tarsiidae
Gene: CNTNAP1
Product: contactin associated protein 1
Exons: 24
Coding region: 1-3828 (1275 amino acids)
Source: RefSeq, a predicted model, not a curated record